AUGAGCACCAGAGCCAUUCUUGUGUCAGGAGUCCUGAUCGUUGCCAUAAUACUGAUGGUGCUUUCAUUCACUGAAGUAUCACAUAUCGAAAACAUUCUGUCAAUGGUGCAAAAAGGUGGCUCAUUAAGUACAGUUCAUGCACCUAUGGAUUUGGAUGUAACCGACUUUUCCAAGUGUCUUGCAAGCACCAGUGAUUAUGAUAGAUCAGAAGUCUGCUGGACCAAAUUCAAAUUGAAGCAAGUGCGCAAGAUGCUAGAUCAAAUGGACGCCAUGCCACGUCAUGAGACCAUGCACUUUACAUCACUUAAUAAUCAUUCCCCUCAUCAGCUGCUUGUGCCUACCCAUCAGUGUGACGCUCUUAAAAUUCAACGAUUUGGUCCAAAUGCGUACUCUGAUAAUCCCAAGGGCAGACACCCCGAUGGUCCAAAAUGGAUGUGUCCAGAAUAUUUGGUUACUCCUGACGACAGUCCGUGCAUCAUCUUUUCUAUUGGAAGCCAUGGCGAAUUCCAGUUUGAAGAAUCAAUUCACAAGUUUGUCGGUGACAAAUGCAAGAUUUACACUUUUGACUGCACUGGUACAUGGAGCAACCCGACUACCGAGUUUCAUCCGUGGUGUAUUUCUGAUGAAAACAAGGUCGUUGAUGGCAAGAUAUUCAAGACUCUUUCUAAUAUGAUGAAAGAUGUUGGUGUUAGCACCAUUCAUCUAUUCAAAAUUGAUGUAGAAGGAUACGAAUUCCAGACACUCCGAACUCUUGAAAAAGAGCCCAGUGAUGCUCUUCCCAAGCAGAUUCUUGUUGAAGUGCAUUUCGGUGCGCCAUUUAGUUAUUCAGACCUUGAUACAAGGGUUGAUUCGUGGUUAAAGCCAGCAACCACUUUUUACCGAGCCAUUGAUAAGCUUGGAUACAGUAUUGCGUUGCGUGAACGAAACCCUACUAGUGAAUGUUGUGCAGAAUACAUUCUGAUCAAAGAGCCCUGAGUAUAAUUUCACUGGUCUCUCGAUUGGGUUUAAAAUAGUCGAUUUCCAUUUGAUUUUAAAGUCGUAUCCGCUACAAUGGAACGCUUGAUGUAUUUUCUUGGAUUGACUAUUUUACUCAGGAAUAAACAAUGGUUAAAUAUUCG
This is a messenger RNA of Batrachochytrium dendrobatidis JAM81, 1118 nucleotides long. RefSeq lists its product as uncharacterized. The transcript is spliced from 4 exons. The coding region runs from base 1 to 975 and encodes 324 amino acids. The record is from RefSeq and is a predicted model, not a curated record. NCBI's taxonomy places the organism in Eukaryota, Fungi, Chytridiomycota, Chytridiomycetes, Rhizophydiales.